Molecule: messenger RNA, 2157 nt
Organism: Dichotomopilus funicola
Lineage: Eukaryota; Fungi; Ascomycota; Sordariomycetes; Sordariales; Chaetomiaceae
Product: MCM2/3/5 family-domain-containing protein
Exons: 4
Coding region: 1-2157 (718 amino acids)
Biological process (GO): DNA replication initiation; double-strand break repair via break-induced replication; DNA replication
Cellular component (GO): nucleus; MCM complex
Molecular function (GO): DNA replication origin binding; single-stranded DNA binding; ATP binding
Source: RefSeq, a predicted model, not a curated record
AUGGAUCGCCAGUCGGUCUAUUCUAGCCGCCUUUACGGCACACCGUCUGAAAGCGAAGACUCCAACACACACGUCCGCGCCCUGCUCGAGUCCUUCAUUCUCGAUUUUCGGCUUGACAACAUAUUCAUUUACAGAGACCAACUGCGGGAAAAUGCGCUCCUUAAAAAAUACUACUGCGAUGUCAACAUUGGGGACCUGAUCAAGUUCAACGAGGAAAUUGCCCACAGACUGGUGACAGAACCUGCAGAAAUUAUUCCCCUGUUCGAAGCCGCUUUGAAGCGGUGUACACAUAGGAUCGUCCAUCCCCACGAGCCCAACGUCAAACUGCCCGAACACCAACUGCUCCUGCACUCGAACGCCGAAGAUGUCUCGAUUCGCAACCUAGAUUCUCUCACCAUCUCGAGGCUAGUCCGCGUGCCCGGUAUCGUGAUCGGUGCCUCAGUCAUGUCCUCCAAGGCGACCGCAAUCCACAUCCAAUGCCGUACGUGUGACCACGUACAAGAUAUCCCUGUUCUGGGAGGGUUUAGUGGCGUGUCACUACCGAGGCAGUGCGGGAGAAACAGGGCGCCGGGCGACCCAACGGAGAAAUGCCCCCUGGAUCCCUACUUUGUGGUACAUGAAAAGUCGAUAUUCGUCGACCAACAGAUCAUCAAACUCCAAGAGGCUCCCGACCAGGUGCCCGUAGGAGAGCUGCCCCGCCACGUAUUGAUAUCAGCAGACCGCUAUCUCACGAACCGUGUGGUGCCCGGGUCAAGGUGUGUGGUCAUGGGCAUCUUCUCGAUCUACCAGAGCAAGGGGUCCAAGAACUCAAGCGGGGCGGUGGCUAUUCGGACGCCCUACCUUCGUGCCACGGGCAUCCAGACCGACCUCGAUCAGACCGCCAAGGGGCAGGCCGUCUUCUCCGAAGAAGAGGAACAAGAGUUCCUCGAGCUCAGCCGACGGCCCGACCUUUACAACCUCAUGACGGACUGCAUCGCGCCCUCCAUCUACGGAAACCGGGAUAUCAAGAAGGCGAUUUUGUGUCUGUUAAUGGGCGGUUCCAAAAAGAUUCUCCCAGACGGGAUGAAGCUUCGUGGUGACAUCAACGUUCUCAUGCUGGGUGAUCCCGGUACCGCCAAGUCACAGCUGCUCAAAUUCGUCGAGAAGGUAGCACCCAUCGCCAUCUACACAUCCGGCAAAGGUUCAUCCGCGGCCGGUCUGACGGCCUCGGUGCAGCGUGACCAGUCAACGCGCGAGUUCUAUCUCGAAGGCGGUGCCAUGGUGCUUGCCGACGGCGGUGUCGUGUGCAUCGACGAGUUCGACAAGAUGCGUGACGAGGACCGAGUGGCCAUCCACGAAGCCAUGGAACAGCAGACAAUCUCCAUCGCGAAAGCCGGCAUCACCACCAUCUUGAACGCCCGAACGUCGGUUCUCGCAGCGGCUAACCCCAUUUUUGGGCGGUACGACGACAUGAAGACGCCGGGCGAGAACAUUGACUUCCAAACCACCAUUCUCUCCCGUUUCGACAUGAUCUUCAUCGUCAAAGACGAGCAUGAGCGCGGCAAGGACGAGCGUAUCGCGAAGUACGUCAUGGGAAUCCAUAUGGGCGGCCGCGGCGUGGAAGAGCGCAUUGAAUCCGAGAUCCCUAUCGACAAGAUGCGCCGCUACAUCAGCUACUGUCGGUCACGCUGCGCCCCCCGCCUCUCCGACGCAGCAGCCGAGAAACUCUCCUCCCACUUCGUCGCCAUCCGCAAACAAGUCCACGCCGCCGAACUCGAAGCGAACACACGCUCCUCGAUCCCCAUCACCGUCCGUCAACUCGAAGCCAUCGUGCGCAUCACCGAAUCCCUCGCCAAACUGACCCUCUCCCCCAUCGCCACCGAAGAGCACGUCGACGAGGCCAUCCGCCUGUUCCUCUGCUCGACCAUGGAUGCCAUCAAUCAGGGCAGCAACCAGGGCAGUCGCGAGCUGAACGAGGAGGUGAACCGUGUUGAGUCGGAGUUGAGGCGUCGGUUGCCGAUUGGGUGGAGUACCAGUCUGGCGACGUUGAGGAGGGAGAUGGUGGAGGGGAAGGGGUUUAGUGAGACGGCGCUGAAUCGGGCGUUGAUGGUUUUGCAGAGGAGGGAUACCAUCAUGUUUAGGAACCAGGGGGCGCAGGUGUAUCGGAAUGGGGCGUAG